AUGAAUUUCUCUUUACUUUCUACAAUGCUAUUAGCAUUCGCAUUGUCUUCUGUUUGCUUGUUUAUUGCUGGUCAUGCUCAGCAAGUUUCAGGAAAUGCAACAGUUUCAGCACUCUUUGCUUUUGGAGAUUCGAUACUCGAUACAGGCAACAACAACAAUCUCAGGACUCAGUCCAAAUGCAAUUUCUUUCCGUAUGGUAGAGAUUUUACAGGCGGAAAAGCUACUGGAAGAUGUGGAAAUGGAAGAAUUUUCUCAGAUAUAAUUGCCGAAGGUUUGAGCAUAAAAACUCUCUUACCAGCUUACCGCGAUCCCAACCUUUCGAACAAUGAUCUUCCAACCGGUGUUUGUUUUGCAUCCGUUGGAUCCGGACUUGAUGAACGCACUGCCAAAUUACAAGGAGUUGUAUGGGUGCCAGAUCAGGUGAAAGAUUUCAACGAGUAUGUCACUAAACUAAACGGCGUUGUUGGAAGCCAAGAAAAAUCAAACGCAGUUUUAUCAAACGCCGUUUAUUUGAUAUCAGCUGGAAAUAACGAUCUUGCCAUCACAUUUUCGACUGGGAGAACAAGAUACACUAUCUCAGCUUACGCUGAUCUCCUGGUCACUUGGACUGAUAAUCUUAUAAAGAGUCUAUAUGAUAUGGGUGCAAGGAAAUUUGGGGUUAUGGGAACACUACCACUAGGUUGUUUGCCAGGAGCAAGAAACGUUGCUGGAAAUUAUCUGAAAAUAUGUUCAAACCUUGUAAAUCAAGGGGCUGAUUUAUUCAACAAAAAGUUAUCUGAGAAACUUAACAAUCUCGAGACGACACUUCCUGGUGCCAAAUUCGCCUAUGUAGACAUGUAUAACCCUCUUCUUAAUCUCAUCAACAACCCUCAGGCUUCAGGGUUUAUUGAUGUCGCUGAUGGAUGUUGUUGUAUGCCGACAUCGCCUGUUCCGUGCUUGGAUGCAGCUCGUUACGUGUUUUGGGACUUUGCCCACCCGAGCGAGAAGUCAUAUCAAACGAUUGCACCAAAGAUUAUAGAAGAGCUCAAGGAGAAACUCGCAUGA
Messenger RNA from Eutrema salsugineum, 1044 nucleotides. RefSeq names its product GDSL esterase/lipase At1g23500. The coding region runs from base 1 to 1044 and encodes 347 amino acids. The record is from RefSeq and is a predicted model, not a curated record. Gene Ontology annotation, cellular component: extracellular region. Lineage: Eukaryota; Viridiplantae; Streptophyta; Magnoliopsida; Brassicales; Brassicaceae. The transcript has 5 exons. Gene Ontology annotation, molecular function: lipase activity. Gene Ontology annotation, biological process: lipid metabolic process.